Messenger RNA from Alternaria atra, 2961 nucleotides. RefSeq lists its product as uncharacterized. The transcript has 2 exons. Lineage: Eukaryota; Fungi; Ascomycota; Dothideomycetes; Pleosporales; Pleosporaceae. The record is from RefSeq and is a predicted model, not a curated record. Bases 1 to 2961 code for a protein of 986 amino acids.
AUGUCCCUCACCCUGUUCACCGCUGCUCCUUUAAAGCCAGAGAUUCGACUAGCUCAGGCUGUUUCUCAAUUCGAGGCUUGCCUUUCCGACGGACAAAAGGUCGCGUUCCGGAACCAGCGGACACAGUCGCUUAAGUCCCCCCCGAGUACACAGGAUGUUAUGAGGGUCACAGCAGAGAUUGACAUUUCACAAAAGGCGGGAGGGCGGUGCUUCGGACCUCGUUUCACCAAAUUCCUCCAUGGUGCGCAACAGUUUGCCGCUCUUGGUGACGUUGUCGUGGGUAGCUCACAGAGCGUCAUCGCUUGUGGUGCCACUACCAACCGUUCGUCGUACAUCGAAAGUUUGUCUCUCCUCCUUAUGGAAGCUGGCCAAACGUCCCAACAGCACUCGGAUUUGGCACUACUGUAUCCUCGCUCAAAAGCGUUACAAACAUAUAUCACAGAAUACUUCGUCGUGGUAGUUCAAAUUUGUCAUCAUUUUCAGCUUUACGCUCAAAAGUCCUUCCUAGGAAAGUUUGCAGCGUCGCUCAAUGACACCGACAUCAAAGAAACACGGUCAAGUCUUCUGGCCUGGUCCAAAAGUAUUCAAGUGGAAAUUGGAACACUCGUUGCACGAAGGAUCGAGACAGAAGCUGAGAGUAACUCACGCUUCAGAGCCCUGAUGAACUUAAGCUCCAAGAGCGCUUCACAACAGCGAGAGCAGAUUGCUUUCCGAAACAUCCUCAAUCACUGCUCAACCCAUGACUACGAAACGACAUGGAGACAGAUCCGGAAAGCUGGCAACACGUCCUUGUAUACACAAAUACCUGAGUAUAGCCAAUGGAUAGCGGCACCAGACUCCGAGACACUUGUUCUGGUCGCCAAACUUGGAUAUGGAAAAUCCGUAUCGCUUGCGAAUAUCGUUGACGAUCUCAGUUUGCGAAUCGACCCCGGCGUUAAUGGACUUGCAUAUUUCUUCUGCCGACACGAUCUUCCUGAUAGUUUGAUCGCAAGGACGGUGAUAGGUGCACUUGUACGUCAGAUAAUCACCCCCCUUUCGCAAUUCUUCAAUGAAUCUGAGGUCGGAGACCCUUCUCGUAUAUCCCAGCUUCUCGGUCUCAUGCGUCACGCUGUCCCUCGUAAUUACUCUAUAUAUAUUGUCCUUGACGGCUUGGAUCUGUGUUCUUCCGAAGAAAAGAAAAAGGUCACAGAACAUCUGGAAGCUAUGAGAAGACAAUUCAUCAUGCACAUCUGUGUUUCCCACCGAUUGGAACCGGAAGCAGAGAUACAGCCUAUUGCUACAGAGUUUCCUACAGCAAAAGUCGUUAGGCUUCCCGAUAAUACCCCGGACAUUGAACCGUUCAUUACAGCGCAACUGAAACUUGCUAUAAUGAAUAACUCCCUGGCUUUAGGAGAUCCUGCCAUUAUCCUGGAGAUUCAACAUGCGCUCUUGCAAGGCUCAAAGGGUAUGUUUUUAUGGGUUGUUCUACAGAUUCAGUCGCUUUGCGCAAUGCAAACUGAUCACGACAUUCGAGAUGCGCUCGCCAACCUGCCACAAGAUCUCUCCGAAAUCUAUAAUCGUAUAUUGCAGCAAGCGAAAAGACCGGGUCGGUCCUUACGGUCAGAUAUAUUCAAGCUCAUCAUGACUGCGAGACGGCCACUCACAGCGGACGAGAUGCGAGUGGCACUUAGUGUAACCCCCGGUAAUACUACAUGGGACCAUUCCAAACUUGUCAAUAGUAUAUACCCAGCACUUGCAACCUGUGGCUGUCUCAUCACUAUCGACGAAGAGGACCAUACAAUACAUACUGUGCAUCCGAGUGUGAACCAGUUCUUGCUCCAAGACGACGGCACAAUUCCAACCAAGGACCAAGAGAUUUAUUUCACAAUGGAAGACUCACAAACACUGAUAUCAUCAAUUAUCGUCACCUACCUCGAUUACAGUAUCUUUGGGACGGAACUUGCUAUUCGCCUCCCGGGACUCGACGUAGGAUCAGCACCCUCCCAUAUCAUCAAAGCUGCGGCUAGUAUGAGCAAAGGUGCUCAGGCUAUAGCCUUGCUCAUGGGAUCGGGGAAAAAUUCUAACUUUGAUGCUUCUAAGACUCUAGCACAAGAAUUGAAGCCUCGCCCACGGCCAAACAUCGAUGUAUACUACUUCCAACACUACGCGAGAACGUAUGCUUUGCAACACUUCUCAGAUCUUCCAAUUAUGUCGUGCACUAUUUCAGAAACUCUAUUCAGAAAACUCAAACAGGACACAGAAUGCGUUUCGACUGUUGGAGAGGCAAUUGGUCUACUCUGGCUCUCACUCCAACCACCUGGGACACAGAACGUCAUGGAUCUUCUGGGUCUUCUACACGAUGAUCUCUCUUAUACAACGGAGGGGUCGAUAAUGGGCUCGAAGUCUAUGGAAACCAAUCCGGAAGUCUUGUGGCUUCGCUAUCUGUUUCAAUGGGCUAUCGAGACUGGCCGUAUCCAUGCAAUCAGGUACUUGCUAGGCCUGUACGAGAAUAUCCUCUCUGAUUAUCAUGAUGUAACCGGAAAGUCGCAGGGCAUCGUUCACCCAGCUCUCAAGAAAAUUUGCGAUAAGUACUGGCCUCAUUACUGUGAGGCACCCACUCGCCUUGAAAUCUCAGAGCGUUUCCUCGGGACUACGCCAUUAAUUCAUGCUAUCAGGAAACGUCAGUAUCUCGUCGCUGAAGUUCUUGUUGGUGAUAAGCUGAUAAACAUCAACAAAGCCACGAGCUGGGGUCUAUCAGAGAAACCAAUAAACUUUGCCAUGGCACAGAGAGACACUAAGGCUUUGAGGUUGCUGCUCGCAGAACGGCACUGGAAGCGACUACAUAUGCCGCUAGAUGAAGCAUAUGAAUUAAGAGAUCAGGCCGGAGAGUUAGAGGACGGCUCUGUUGCGUCGUUGCUUCAAGCCUACAUCGAAACAAAGUCUGCAGCAAUACAUCGUUCUCGGAGAAGGGGCUCUGAAUGA